AUGUUUGAGGCGAGAGCUCUCAUUUUUUCAGGUGCCUGCCAGAUCAACCUGGAGCUCUACGCCUCCUAUGUGUACCUCAGCAUGUCUUUCUAUUUUGACCGGGAUGAUGUGGCUCUAAAGAACUUUGCCAAGUAUUUCCUGCACCAGUCCCACGAGGAGCGUGAGCAUGCUGAAAAACUCAUGAAGCUGCAGAACCAGAGGGGCGGUCGCAUCUUUUUGCAGGACAUCAAGAAACCAGAUCGUGAUGAUUUGGAGAAUGGGUUGACAGCAAUGGAGUGUCCCUUGCACCUGGAAAAGAAUGUGAACCAGUCACUCCUUGAUCUGCACAAGCUGGCAACUGACAAGAAUGAUCCUCAUUUGUGUGACUUCAUUGAAACCCACUACCUGGCCUGA
Molecule: messenger RNA, 393 nt
Organism: Chelonia mydas (Green sea turtle)
Lineage: Eukaryota; Metazoa; Chordata; Testudines; Cheloniidae
Product: ferritin heavy chain-like
Exons: 4
Coding region: 1-393 (130 amino acids)
Biological process (GO): iron ion transport; intracellular iron ion homeostasis
Cellular component (GO): cytoplasm
Molecular function (GO): ferrous iron binding; ferric iron binding
Source: RefSeq, a predicted model, not a curated record